CUCUUCCCCCAUGUCCGGUCCAAAGGGACCAUGAGGCUUGAGCCGUUGUCAGAUUACCUUCAGCGAGUACAAGCAUUUACGGAUGUCGUCGCUACCGCUAAAGCACAGCAGGAGGCAGCAGAGGCGGAACGUCAGCGGCUGGCCGAUGAGGCGGCAGCCCAAGCUCGGCGGACUACUGAGGUUGACGCAACGGCUCGAGAUAGAUGGAAUGCCGCCAGCGCUGAGUCCCUGAUUCAAAAUGAGAAUCAGUGGACAAUGCUACUCCAAGGCAUGAUCUUUGUGCAUACGGACGUGCAGGCGGAUCCGACACCGGUGGAGGCAGAAAGCAGUAACCUGGCUAACCUGAUGCUGGGCAUGAUGAGAGCGCAGCAGCAACAGCACCAGCUGUUGAACUGCAUUCUCACACGCGUCAACAGCAUCGAGGCUCAGGCCUCAGCAGUGCCAGGCUGCAUGACAGACACGACGAAGCAGCUCGGGGAGCGCAUCGACCAUGUCGUCAAUCUGAUCGGUGAACUGGGUGACUUCACUAGUCUGGCCACAAUCAGCAGCACGGUGGCCGCCAUCAAGACGGACAUCACCAAGCUGCAGUCACGACCGGACGCCGCGACAAAGGCAUACAAGAUGCCGCGCUUCAACAUCGACAAGUUUGACGACUACAACAAGACGGACGCUUUGACAUGGUGGCAAGGCUUCCUCACCGAAGCAUCCUGCCACUCUGUAUCGGCCGAAAAUAUGAUGAAAGCGCUCUACCUCCAACCCAUUGGAGGAGCACAGGCAUGGAUGAACCAUACCGCGUCCAAUCUGAAAUGCACCAUCACCCAACUGCACACGCAUAUUCUGUGGAACCAGUUCGAGCAAAUGUGGUUCACUCGAUUCAUGGUCCGCAACGUUGUAAAGGCGGCCAUGAACGACGUCUACUCCAGUUCACAAGGGAACAUGCCAACUCGAGACUGGACGAUCAAGUGGCAGAAGAUAGUAACCACUCUAGGCUUCGACUUCAGUUUCCCAAACCAACGAUCCGAGUUCUUUUCGCGAUCGUGCGCAGGACUGCGGACGGCACUCAACAACGAGUACGACUAUGCCUCAUUCCAGGCUAUUAUGGAUCGUGCGAACCUGGUCAUCCAAACGGAUGACAAGGCCGCCAACGAACGACAGUCCCAGCCGCACUAUGUGGCUAAGCAAGGCUACCAACGGCCGACGCAUAACAAUGCAGUGGUUCCUAGUGAGCCAAUUGACCUCCACGCUGCAGCAGCAUCCUCGGGUGAUGGAGGAGUUGUCGCAACACUCCCACCAAAGCGUACCAAGAGAGUUCAGAAGAACAAGGCGACACAAACGACGACAUCGACGGGAACUGGGCAGCAACCAUGGACGGCAUACAACAUUACCAAGGAAGCAACACUGAAGAGGAGAAUGUUGAGAGGAAAGGAGGGGAACGAUGGGGGAAGACCGUACAAAGAAGUCGCGCCACGACGUGAUGACAAAAUCCGUGGCUGGCGAAGAUACGAUAGUCCAGAGGGAAUUCAAGGUGGGGGAGGGGACGGAAGAAGAGAUAAUCCAGGGGGCGGCGGAAGACGGGACGAGGACGGUACGUUCGGGCCGGGUGGAGGACGGGGACGAAGCGUGGAGGGGGCGGAAACGGAGGGAGAUGGUGAGCGAGAGCGGCGGCGCCGGCGGGAGGUUGUUGGGCCAUCAUGUCGAAUGGCGGCGUCUGAGGGAAUGGCGGGAUUCAACGCGGAUCCUCCCCGAAAGAUAGGUGAUGCUUGUGCUGGAGGAGCCUCCUGGGGCUCAGGUGCUGAUGCUUCUUCUUCCUUCGACGUCGAUCGGGCCUUCGACUCCUCCUCUUUGAUAGCCCGGCGAGGGCUAUGCGACCCGGGUCGUCGUCCGACGGUACCUCGCCGCUCUCCUGAUGAGCCUUUCAGAACUCGUCGAAAUCGGAGUUAUCUGGCGCAAGGUCGUCUAGGUCCAACUAGCACCAAGCCGUAGGAUUGUGGUCACUUAGGUACUGCCCGUAAUCUUCCGUGCAGUUCGCCCAGAUUAUGGUUGGCGUCAACUUUCUCUC
This is a messenger RNA of Chara braunii, 2059 nucleotides long. The record is from the annotation of a GenBank genome assembly. NCBI's taxonomy places the organism in Eukaryota, Viridiplantae, Streptophyta, Charophyceae, Charales, Characeae.